Molecule: messenger RNA, 4458 nt
Organism: Mugil cephalus (flathead mullet)
Lineage: Eukaryota; Metazoa; Chordata; Actinopteri; Mugiliformes; Mugilidae
Gene: fam20ca
Product: FAM20C golgi associated secretory pathway kinase a
Exons: 10
Coding region: 847-2562 (571 amino acids)
Biological process (GO): protein phosphorylation
Cellular component (GO): Golgi apparatus
Molecular function (GO): protein serine/threonine kinase activity
Source: RefSeq, a predicted model, not a curated record
GCUAUUUGUAUGUGCGGACACAGCCAAUCUCUUCCUCAUGACGCCACCGAGGCUGGGCUCACAGGGCUUCGAUCAAAAUAUUUAACACACCCACCCUGGAUGAACACUUGGAAGGAAGACAAGGCUGCGUUGAGAGGACAAAUCACAACCAGGAUCCCCGCACCUGCCAGCCAAGUCGUUCGUUUGACUUCAGCGAGGGCUCACCGACUGCGGAGGCUUUGUCCAGGAGCGGGGCAGCAUCCAAGCAUCUUGCGCUGGAUCACCUGUUAGGCAGUAUUUUCUUUUUUUAAUGGAUUUCCUUUUCUGAUUGUGAAUUUAUUUAUCCAAAAAAUACAAGAAAUGCUGUGUUUUGCGGACUAGGUUGCAUCAAUCUCUCAGGUUACUUUUUUUUUCCUCCCUGAAGAAAUUUGACAUGUCACCAUCGGCUGGAUGAGAUACGAGGAAGCAGGUUUGAGGAAGGACAUCGGUGCUUUUAACCGGAAACCUGUUUCGUUUGUUGCCCCUUGUCAAAUAUUCUCCUCCCGACACUGUGUCCUAUUCAGCAACGCAAUGAAUGAAAAGCACUUCUUGAGCCGCCGCCGCUGAAGUGUCCUGUUUUCACAAUGUGCUGGUCUGGCCACUUGUCUGACAAUGAAGAUCUGUGUCUGUUGUAAAUAUUGUUGACGGCACAACAUACCAUGGAGUUUUUAACAUAGUCUGGGUCUUGUGCGUGCAAUGAUCACCAGAGAAUCUCAGAAACUCAUAUCACCGCCUUGCCAUCGCGUUAACACUGUUGACAUCAAUGUGGGUACUGUAAGGUGCGCUGCGCUCCAAGCUUUCUCCGUGUAAAGACAAACGAGGCUAAACAUGAUCCUGUUCCGCAAAUUCAGAGUGCUGAUACUCAUGGUGUUCCUGGUCGCGUGCACCAUGCACAUCAUGAUAGACUUGCUGCCCAAACUCGAGAAGCGAGCGGCGGGAGCGGACGGCGCGGACGGCGGCUGCCAGUGCGCUCACCACCCGGGCGCAGAGUCGCAGGGCUGGGGGAAGCAGCGCGCCAGGACGGCGGCCGAAGCGGGCUGGCCUAACAAACACACGCUGAGGAUCCUGCAGGAUUUCAGCAACGAGCCGAGCUCCAACCUCACCUCGCAUUCCUUGGAAAAGAUCACGGCCGCCGGGGUCAGGGCGGAGUCGGCGAGGCGGGCGAGACCCGCGGCGGGGAGGGCGGAGGACCACAAGCCGCUCAUCGGAGACGCGAGCGGCGUCCGGACCGUCGCUGCCCGCGGCGUCUCCCGGCUGUCCGCUCUCUUCGAGCAUCCCUUGUACAAGGUUGCUCUUCCUCCCCUCACUGACGAUGACACUUUGUUUAACGUUAACACCGACAUCCGAUUUUAUCCCAGAGCAACAGGGAACCAAGGAUGGCACAAUGAGGAGGGGAACGAGGACGAGGAAGAGUUCUCUCCAACCGCGGAGGUGACGGCUGAAUCUUACCCAAACUGGCUGCGCUUCCACAUCGGGAUCAACCGCUACGAGAUGUACUCCAGACACAGUCCUGUGCUGGACGCCUUACUGAAGGAUCUGGUCACAGAGAGGAUCACCAGUGUGGCCAUGAAAUCAGGAGGCACCCAGCUGAAGCUGAUCAUGACUUUCCAGAACUACGGACAAGCGCUGUUCAAGCCCAUGAAGCAGACCAGGGAGCAAGAAACGCCUCCAGACUUCUUCUACUUCUCCGACUUUGAGAGGCACAACUCAGAGAUUGCUGCUUUUCAUUUGGACAGGAUCCUCGACUUCCGGAGAGUGCCUCCGGUGGCGGGGCGACUCGUUAACAUGACGAGGGAGAUCAGAGACGUGACGCGGGAUAAGAAGCUGUGGAGGACCUUCUUCAUCUCGCCAGCCAACAACAUCUGCUUCUACGGCGAGUGCUCCUACUACUGCUCCACCGAGCACGCUCUGUGCGGCAAGCCGGACCAGAUCGAGGGCUCCCUGGCCGCCUUCCUGCCAGACCUGAACCUGGCCAAACGCAAGACCUGGAGGAACCCCUGGAGGCGCUCCUACCACAAACGCAAGAAAGCCGAGUGGGAGGUGGAUCCAGACUACUGUGAUGAGGUGAAACAGACGCCCCCGUAUGACCGUGGCACUCGACUGCUGGACGUCAUGGAUAUGACCAUCUUUGACUUUUUAAUGGGUAACAUGGACCGCCAUCAUUAUGAGACUUUCGAGAAAUUUGGAAACGACACCUUCAUCAUUCACCUCGACAAUGGAAGAGGGUUUGGAAAACACUCCCAUGAUGAGAUGUCCAUCCUGGUCCCUCUCAGCCAGUGCUGCAGGGUGAGGAAGUCCACUUUCCUGCGUCUCCAACUGCUGGCCAAAGAGGAGUACCAGCUGAGCUCCCUGAUGGAGGAGUCCCUCCUGCGCGACCGCCUGUCUCCCGUUCUCAUCCAGCCUCACCUGCAGGCCAUGGACCGCAGGCUCCGGCUGGUGCUGCAGGUCUUGAGAGGCUGCGUGGAGAAGGAGGGCUACCUUAACGUCGUGGAGGAGGAUCUAGUCGGGGACACGGCCACCCACAGGGGCCCGGGCCACAGGUAGUGAGGGCGAGGCUCGAGGGGGUGACGAGAACCGCCAGUGACACGUAGCCAAUGGACCACGCGAGUGGCUGUUCAAGAAACCAGAAAAUCCCACUUCUGAUAUCAAGCUGAAUUCAGUGAAUUCCAAGACUUGCCGUCAUUGCCUCUAUGGAAACUGCUUUUAUGUGCUCAUAUAGAAGAAACUCUCCACAGACACCACGAAAGACUGUGCAUAGACAGAGACUUUGUAUUUGUUACAGAUGUAUUUUAGUUUUAUCAGAUGCUGUAUAAGACACAAAGGAACCACUGCUGUGUUCGGAUUACGUCCCGUUCUGAAUACGGAGGGUGUUUUCGGUAUGUUUUACGUGUUUUAUUAUAUUACUACAUAACCAAAUCAGAACGUACACAGACAAAAAGCUUUACCAGUUACUGCAACGUGUGGAGAGGGUGAGAAACUGUAUGAUUUGUUUUUUCUUUUUAUUUUUGAUUUUUUUUUUGGAACACAAAAUUUUUAUUGAAUGUUACAAGGAUCUGGCCCUGCACAUACAUCUGUCUUUAUAAGCUCUUUUUUUUGUCUUGGCACAGACUUCAGAAGACAGCAGAAAUCGGAGUGUGUAUCACACUACAGGCGGGGGCACGCCAUCAGGAAAAAGCAAUGUAGAGGCCCAACCAGAGUUUGCUAAAGCCUAACUUUCCACGUAACUGUGGCUAGGUUAAACAAUAGCAAUGAAUCGAGAGUGAUAACGCUACCAUGCUAACGGAUGUCGGGAAAAUUCACUUUGAAGAAUUAAUGCGCAUUAAUUAAGUUUACAGGUUUUCAAUCAACUAUUUGUUAUGGGAAUGGACCCCUGCUCUAUUAUGGUUUGUCUAACCUUGCAACAGUAACAUAAUAAGUCAGGACAGUGAAUAGGAAAGAGGGCUGUGUUCAUUUAAUUUAAUCUGGACACUUGUUGAUGGAACUAGUACAUACGCCUUUGCCUGGGACCUACCUAAGGAUCACCACUGACUGUAGUUCAAACAGUAUUUUCACGUAGCCUUAGUUAAGCUAUAUAUCUUUAUUAUUAUUAUUAUUACUCUUAUUUCCGCUCAUCUCUGAAAGUUUAGCCUGCACUAUUUUUUUAAUAUUAAAAUAAUACCGAUCGAGCCAAAACAACGCUAAAAGUAAAAACUGAAGGUCACACUGACACACUGGUGUGGAAUCAGGUUCAAAUUAAAUAUUCGUAAAAGUAGAUCUGAGUUUUUUUGUUUUUGUUUUUUUGUGUUUACAUGACGCAAAUUUCAUCUGUUUAGGUUUCACGUCCACAUUUUUAUUUAUUGUUGCGUCACAAAGAAUGGCAGUGGUUACGUAACGUUUAGGUUCCGGUUAGGCUUCAUGUUGCUUUCUACAUCGAGAACUAUCUACCUUAGAGACUUUAAUAUUUGAGUACUAUUUAAAAUCGGUGUUCUUUUGAAUGAUAUUUUUGUGUUGAGAUUAUAAAAACAAGACAAAAAAGAAAAAAACAACAACAAAGCUGUUUGAUUUUGGUGCCAGUGCAAUUUUCUGUUUCCUCCUGAGAGUCCUGUGUAUCGGCUAACCCAGCAACUGUGCAAUGACAGAAAUACAGUACUUGAAUGUUUAUGGGUCGGCGGUACGGGCAGGACGCAUCGAGCUACGAGCAGUGUGACGUCUGAGCGGUCUCAAGUUGUGCUCGAGGGCGAUAACAGGCGCUAAAGGCCUCAUCGAACCACAGGGAUAACCACGGGCACUGUUCCUUGAUUUUCAUAUUUCCAGUGUAAAUAACCUAUAAAUAGUUUGAGGAUCUACCGAGCUUCACAGCACAGUGAUUUGCCUCUGUUUUCUGCUCUCGCAUUGUUACUGUGAAGUUAUGUUUACCAAGCGAUUAAAGUGUGCAAUAAAAACAAAAAAGUGAGGACGUAU